AUGGGCUCUCAACCUCAAGCAAAUAUCACCCUCUACACCAACCACAGAUGCCCUUUCGCGCACAGGGCACACAUCACCCUACAGGAACUCGGCCUUCCUUUCAAGGAGGAGAUCAUUGACCUGGACACUCCGCGCUCCCCAGAGUAUCUGCAGAUCAACCCGCGAGGCCUCGUUCCCACCAUUAUCCACAAUGGCGAGACCAUCACCGAGUCCGCCAUCGUCUCCCAGUUCCUCGUAGACGCCUAUCCCAAUAACACUCUUCUGCCCGCGUCCUCGGACCGCAAUGGGGCUCUGGUCCGAGCCAGGAUUAGCUUCUUUGCUGAUACCUACUCGAGCAAGGUCCAGCCGCAUAUCACCACGGCUAUCUACAGAGCGAAGACAGAUGACGAGAUCAACCAAGCUGCUGACGAUGCUCUUGCUGGUAUCGUCAAGGAGGUCGAGCCUCUUCUCAAGGACGCAGCUCCCUUCUUCGGCGGCAGCGAUAAGCUCACCUUUGCAGAGGUCCUCACAGCCCCAUUCGUCAUUCGACUGCUUUCCCUGUCCAAGCACGGCGCCCUGCCGACCAAUCUCGUCUCGCGGCUCGAGCAUGAGAGCCCUAACUUCUACCGGUGGGCGCAGGCCAUUGGCAAGAACGCCAGCGUCCUGAAGAUCUACGACGAGGACCAGAUUGUUCAGGGAACCAAGAAGAAGAGGGCCCAGUUGCAGGCACAGGCAUAG
Molecule: messenger RNA, 717 nt
Organism: Fusarium sp. VM40
Lineage: Eukaryota; Fungi; Ascomycota; Sordariomycetes; Hypocreales; Nectriaceae
Source: the annotation of a GenBank genome assembly